This is a messenger RNA of Parascedosporium putredinis, 885 nucleotides long. The record is from the annotation of a GenBank genome assembly. Lineage: Eukaryota; Fungi; Ascomycota; Sordariomycetes; Microascales; Microascaceae.
AUGUCCCGUGGCGGCGGCGGAUUUCGAGGCGGACGCGGCGGCCGUGGAGGUGGCCGCGGUGGACGAGGCGGUCCUGCCCUGCCUUGGGAAUCGGAUGAAGUGGACGGCAGGCCCUCGGAGACAUUUCCGGCCUACUCAUUCCGACCCGCCGGCUCCCUGACCGACGCCGAGAAUCGUUACGUCACCAACUUCCUCCUCUACCAGCGGCAGGUCCACGAGGGACCCCUCAACACAAAGAAGCACACGGUGCGAGACCCCACGCGCCCGCGGCGCAUCUACGACCAGCAGCAGCGAAACAAGCAGUACGCCGUCAAGACAAAGGCCACGGUCGACGUGUUCACCGCCGUCGAGACCUGGUCGUCACGCUUCAAGCCCCACGAGCGCACCCUGCCCGAUUUCUCGACGCGGCCCUACGUCAAGCGCAUAUUCCCGGCCGAGCUGCACACGACCCUGGACGGCACCGACGGGCCUGCGCGCAGCAAGAAGAGACAGCAGCAGCAGGACAAGAAGCUGAAGCUCAGCUCCGUGACGUCGCUGCGGACGGCAGAGGAGGUGUACAGGAUGAAUGGUGCGGGCGGGGAAGGGUUCGACGCGGCCCUGAUGAAGAAGCUGGAGAUGGGCGAGGCGCCGGAGGAGGGCCAGGAGGAGGCGGCGUAUGAUUCAGAGGCUGCUGAGGAGGAGGAGGAGGACUAUGCUUACGACGAUGAGGACGCGGGCGAUUACGAUGCCGAAGCGUACUUUGAUGAUGGGGAGGCGGAUGGUGAUGAUGGCGACGAUGGAGGCGACGACGGGGAUACUACUAACUUGCGAGCUUGCCUCGUUCCGGGACUCGGCGAGAGGACCUGCAGCGCGCGCCUUGCCUCGGAGCUGGGGUUGAUCGGGUGA